Molecule: messenger RNA, 2760 nt
Organism: Caenorhabditis sp. 36 PRJEB53466
Lineage: Eukaryota; Metazoa; Nematoda; Chromadorea; Rhabditida; Rhabditidae
Source: the annotation of a GenBank genome assembly
AUGCCCCGUUCCAACGACGCGCGUGAGCCUGAGUCGGAGUCGGCCGAUUUGUUUGCCGAUCCACCAUCGCAAGCGUCAUCCACACGUUCACAGGGUCGUGCGGCUGCUGGAAACAUUUCCCCGCGAUCGAGUAAGCACGAAUUCAUGAAUAAUGUGUGACAGUUAACUUUUUUCAGCUUCAUCGGCUUCUGCUCUUCACUAUGGCUCUGAAAUGGGAUCUGUCUCGCAGAUGUCGUCCGCCUCGACGAUGCGCCGUGGAGGACCCCGUGGAGACCUCGGAAUUGCAGCCGCCGACCAUCGGACCGUUCAGAUUCAAGGAAUGGAGGACGAGUUGGCUGCUGACGACGGACAGCCGCGUCUCUACGUCUGGGGCACACGCAUUUGUGUCGCCGAUGUGCAAAGGUGGAGAAAUCUAGUUUUCAAAUUACAGAAGCCUAUUUUCAUGCUUUCAGAUCGUUCCGCAACUUCUUCACGACGUUCAAAAUCAGUCAUUUGGACGAGGACGAGAAUAUGAUGGCUGGUGGAGACGAGGCACUCCAUCCGGUCGACAUGAAUCACCCGUACUACAUGGAACGUCUUCUCGAGUGCAAUGAUGCAGAAGUCACGCACAUCAACCUGAAUUUGGCGCAUUUGCAAGCUUUCUCUGAUCCUCUCUACCGCAAAGUUAUUGCCUAUCCGGCGGUUAGAACGAUCCUUGCACACCUCCCGAUUACUUAUCAUUUUCCUUUCAGGACGUCAUCCCAUACCUGGAUAUCGUUGUGAACGAGGUGUUCGUCGAACGCUUCAACCGAACUCUUGCAAACUCCAUCGAACUGCGUCCGUUCAACGCGGAGAAAACGCGAAACAUGCGUGGGCUGAAUCCGAACGACGUCGACCAACUAAUCACCAUUUCGGGAAUGGUCACCCGUACUUCAGCCCUCAUUCCGGAGAUGCGCAGCGGAUUCUUCCAGUGCUCCGUGUGCGCAUUUGGAAUCGAAAGCGAAGUGGACCAAGGACGAAUCGAGGAGCCGGUGGUGUGCACGAACUGCUCCAACUCGCACUGCUUCCAGCUGGUGCACAAUCGGUCCGUGUUCCUCGACAAGCAGGUCAUCAAGCUGCAGGAGUCUCCAGAUGACAUGCCGUCCGGAGAGACGCCGCACACCGUCUCCGUCUACGCGCACGGCUCUCUUGUCGAGUCGGUGCAGCCGGGAGAUCGUAUCUCGGUGACCGGAAUCUUCAGAGCGCAGGGAAUGAAAGUGAAUCCGAAGCAACGCGCUCUAGCUUCUGUCUACCGCACUUCGAUCGACGCUCUUCACUUCCGCAAAAUGGACACGUCGCGUCUGCAUCAGGACAACGGAGAGACGCUCACAGAGGAGCGCAUUCAGCAGAUCGUCGAGCUUUCGAAGCGUCCCGACAUCAUGGACGCGCUCGCACAAGCCAUCGCUCCGUCGAUUUACGAGCACGAGGAUGUGAAGCGCGGACUCCUGUGCCUUCUGUUCGGAGGAACCCGCAAGGACGACGAGGAGACGCACAAGACGAAGCUGCGUUCGGAAAUCAACAUCCUUCUGUGCGGAGAUCCGGGAACGUCCAAAUCGCAAAUGCUUCAGUACGUGUACCGCCUGUUGCCACGCAGUCAGUACACUUCCGGAAAGGGAUCUUCAGCAGUCGGACUCACCGCCUCUGUCAGUCGUGACGCGGACACGAAGCAGCUGGUUCUGCAGACUGGAGCACUUGUGCUCGCCGACAAUGGAGUGUGCUGCAUCGACGAAUUCGACAAGAUGAACGACAGCGCGCGAAGUGUUCUGCACGAGGUGAUGGAGCAGCAGACCCUGUCCAUCGCCAAGGCGGGCAUCAUCUGUCAGCUGAACGCACGCGCGUCGGUCCUCGCCGCCGCGAACCCGGUCGACUCAAAGUGGAAUCGCAACAAGACGAUCGUGGAGAACAUCCAACUGCCGCACACGCUCCUCUCUCGUUUCGAUCUCAUCUUCCUGAUUGUGGAUCCGCAGGACGAGAUGCACGAUCGCCGACUCGGAAACCAUCUCGUCUCGCUGUACUUUGAGAACGACGGCAGUCAGAAGGAGGCCGAGCAACUCGACAUGCAGCUGCUCAGAGAUUACAUUGGUGAGUUUCGGUCGAAGUAUUCCGAAUUAGCACAUUUCCUUCCAGCCUACGCGAAAGCGAACAUCCAUCCGAAACUAGGCGAAGACGCCACACAAUUCAUCAUUGAAAAGUACUUGUUCAUGCGGAAGGCGGGCGCCCAACACGGGCAAAUCACCGCCUAUCCGAGACAACUUGAGUCGCUCAUUCGUCUUUCCGAGGCUCACGCCAAGAUCCGUCUCUCGCAGGAGGUGUCGGUCGAUGACGUCGAGAAGGCAUUCACGUGAGUCGCCCCUUCUCACGUCCUGCUCGAUGAUUCUAUUCUUUCAGGCUUUGGCGCGAGGCUCUCCGUCAAUCGGCAGUCGACCCUACCACUGGACGUGUCGACGUGGCCAUUCUGGCAUCGGGAAUGAGCUCGUCCGGAAGGAAAGCCGUCGAAGCGAUGUGCGAGACGAUUCUGAAACAGCUGCAGACAUCCAAAGGAUUCGUGUCGUCGAAGGCGUUGUACCAGACCAUGCGGACAACCGAUAAGGUAUAAAAAGUGCCUUUUCCUCGCCAAUUUCGUAACCUUCAUUUCAGACGUGCUCCAGAGAAAUGUUCGAUGAGGCGCUCAACGAGUUGACCAAAAAGGAGUCGAUUGCUCGUUCAGGAGAGCGUGUCCGUUUCCAAGCCGUCGAUGCCUAG